Messenger RNA from Trematomus bernacchii (emerald rockcod), 1040 nucleotides. It is a transcript of the gene pts, whose product is annotated as 6-pyruvoyltetrahydropterin synthase. The transcript is spliced from 6 exons. Gene Ontology annotation, molecular function: 6-pyruvoyltetrahydropterin synthase activity. Gene Ontology annotation, cellular component: mitochondrion. Gene Ontology annotation, biological process: tetrahydrobiopterin biosynthetic process. Bases 202 to 654 code for a protein of 150 amino acids. The record is from RefSeq and is a predicted model, not a curated record. Lineage: Eukaryota; Metazoa; Chordata; Actinopteri; Perciformes; Nototheniidae.
AUCCAGACUGAUGUUUGCCUGAGGGGUUUUGAUAACUAUCUGGGACAUGUGAGCUACUUUACGCCCUGCUUUGAGCCAAUGGCCGGGUAGUUUGAGUCACGGGGGGCGGGAGCUUCGAGCAGCAGCGGACCUUUUCAUCCCGAUCCCCGAUCCCAGCUCUCAGCAAACAGUCUCAGGACCCUCUCAGGUAGAAUAUCGACCAUGGCUGGAUCCUCAGUGACCGAAGGUGCAGCGGAGCGGCUCGGAUACAUCACCCGAGUCCAGAGCUUCAGCGCCUGCCACCGACUCCACAGGUACAGCAUUCACCUGAGUGAUGAGGAGAAUAAAAGAGUUUAUGGUAAAUGCAACAAUCCCAACGGUCACGGACACAACUACAAAGUGGAGGUAACAGUGCGUGGAAAGAUCGAUGCUCACACCGGGAUGGUCAUGAACCUGACGGACUUGAAGGCGCGCAUCGAGGAAGUCAUCAUGAUUCCACUGGACCAUAAAAACCUGGAUAAGGACGUCCCAUACUUUGCCAAAGUUGUCAGCACCACUGAGAACGUGGCUGUUUACAUCUGGGAUCACAUGGUGAAGCUGCUGCCGCCCAGCCUGCUGUACGAGAUCAAGAUCCACGAGACCGAUAAGAAUAUUGUCAUUUACCGAGGAGAGUAGAACGCUGUUUGAUGCAAUCCAAAAGUAUUCUUGUAGGUUUUCUAUUCAUGUAAAGGUAAAAACAUAAUGUGUACCCUGACAGUGUCAACCAAAGGCUUUUAAUUGUUAUUUUAUCUUAAUUAUUUUAAGGAUUUUCCACAUCUCUUUUACUGCUUUUAGACCUUUUACAAACCCAAGAACCCACACUGCUGAGAAAAGUAAUUUUGUGAUCGAAUGUUAUUUGUCUUCUUAGGCAUAACGCAUUCAAUGUAUUUUGACAAAUACAAUGACUAAUAAAACAACAACUUGAUAACCAAAGAGUAACACUUUAUGAUACAGACCCAUGGUGUAGUUACACAACACUGAUGGUGUCAUAUUGUCAAACAUAAAUAAUGUUUUUUACAUUU